UUCUCUCCACAGAUCUGGUGAGCAGCUAUUCUAUGACCCCCCCUACUCUUAGCAUCACUGAGGAGGAACACAUAAUCAACGCCAAGGAUACGCUGACCAUCACGUGCAGAGGCCAGCACCCCUUGGAGUGGUCGUGGCCCGGGGGCAAGGUGGACCCUGCUGGGAAGGAGAAGGAGACCGAGUUGGUGGCCUCAGCAGCCCCCAGCAGCAGCCGGGCAAUCCGAGAAGAAGACUGCGAGGGCACCGGCACGAAGCCGUACUGCAAAGUCCUGGUGCUGACGGAGACCCAGGCGAACGACACAGGUUACUACCGCUGCUACUACAAGUACAUUGAUGCCAAAAUCGAGGGCACCACAGCAGUCAGCACCUACGUGUUUGUGAGAGAUUUUGAACAGCCAUUUAUCAACAAACCAGAGACCCUCCUCAUCAGCAAGAAGGAGAACACUUGGGUACCAUGCCUCGUGUCCAUUCCAGAUCUUAACGUCACACUGAUCUUGCAAAAUUCCCUCAUCCACCCUGACGGGAAAAGCACUUUCUGGGACAACAAGAAGGGGGUGCAGGUACCGACGCACUUGAUCAGGGACUCCCUGUUUGUCCAGUGUGAGACUGUCAUUGACAAGAAGGUCUUCAGAUCCAAUUUCUUCAUCAUCCAUAUAGCAGGGAGCGAGCUGUACGAUAUCCAGCUGUAUCCCAAGAAAGCUAUGGAGCUGCUGGUGGGAGAGAAGCUGGUCUUGAACUGCACAGUGUGGGCUGAGUUCAACUCUGGUGUCCGCUUCCAGUGGACUUACCCUGGCAAACAGACGCAGCGGGCAGUGAUAGAGCCCGAGCGCCGGUCCCUGCAGACACACACGGAGCUCUCCAGUAUCCUGACCCUGCACAACGUCAGCCAGCAGGACCUGGGCAGGUACACGUGCACUGCCACCAACGGUGCCCAGAUGCUGGAGGAGAGCACAGACGUCAUCGUGCACGAAAAGCCCUUCAUCAACGUGGAGUGGAGAAAGGGCCCCGUGAUAGAAGCCACCGCAGGAGAUGAAGCCGUGAAGCUGCCGGUGAAGGUCGUGGCUUACCCCCCACCAGACUUCCAGUGGUACAAGGACGGGAAGCUAAUUCCCAAGCAAUCUCAAUCUUCAAUGCAGAUCAAGGAUGUGUCGGAGCAGCACGCUGGGACAUACACGCUGGUUCUGCGGAACAGGCUGGCGGGGCUGGAGAAGCGCAUCAGCCUCCAGUUAAUCGUCAAUGUUCCUCCGCGCAUCCAUGAGAAGGAAGCCUCUUCUCCAAGCAUCUACUCCCGGAGGAGCCCCCAGGCCCUCACCUGCACAGUCUAUGGCAUCCCGGCACCGGAGGUGAUCCAGUGGCAGUGGAGGCCAUGGAUGCCCUGUCGGAUGUUUUCCCGACGCAGCAUCAAUAGCAGGCACCGGGCAGCAAGGCGCCAUCAGCGGGACCGGAUGCCUGAGUGCAAGGACUGGAAAGAUGUGUCACAGCAGGAUGCAGUGAACCCCAUCGAGAGCAUCGACACCUGGGUGGAGUUUGUGGAGGGACGGAACAAGACAGUCAGCAAACUGGCCAUCCAGGAGGCCAACGUCUCAGUCAUGUACAAGUGUAUUGCCUCUAAUAAAGUGGGUCGAGAUGAGCGGCUGAUCUACUUCUACGUGACCACCCUUCCAGACGGGGUCGAGAUUAGUUUUUUUCCCAUAGAGGGGCAGGACCUACAGCUGAGCUGCAAUGCAGACAAUUACACCUACGAGAACCUGCAGUGGUAUCGGCUGAACCUCUCCAAGCUCCACGAUGAGGAGGGCAACCCCCUCGUGCUGGACUGCAAGAACGUCCACCACUACGCCACCAAGAUGCAGGGGGAGCUGCGCUUCCAGCCGGACUCCAAUGAUGCCACCUUGCUGCUCACCAUCCCCAACAUCUCCCUGGGCGAGGAGGGAGACUACGUGUGUGAGGUGCAGAACAGGAAGACCCGGGAGAAGCACUGCCACAAGAAAUACAUCUCUGUGCAGGCCCUGGAGAUCCCCCGCCUCAAGCAGAACCUGACAGACAUUUGGGUGAACGUCAGCGACUCCAUAGAGAUGCGCUGUAAGGUGGAUGGCAACCACGUUCCUGAAAUCAGCUGGUACAAAGACGAGAAACUGGUAGAAGAAGUGUCAGGGAUUGACCUGGCAGACUUCAACCAGAGGCUGAGCAUUCAGAGGGUGAGGGAGGAGGAUGCUGGGCUCUACCUGUGCAGCGUCUGCAAUGCUAAGGGCUGUGUGAACUCCUCGGCCAGCGUCUCUGUGGAAGGCUCUGAUGACAGGACCAAUGUGGAGAUUGUCAUUCUGAUUGGGACUGGUGUUAUCGCUGUUUUCUUCUGGAUCCUUCUUAUCCUCAUCUUCUGUAACAUCAAAAGGCCUGCCCAUGCAGAUAUCAAGACAGGCUACCUCUCCAUCAUCAUGGACCCCGGUGAGGUACCCCUGGAGGAGCAGUGCGAGUACCUGCCCUAUGAUUCCAGCAAGUGGGAGUUCCCACGGGACCGUCUGCGCCUGGGUAAAGUCCUGGGUCAUGGUGCCUUUGGGAAGGUGGUGGAAGCAUCAGCAUUUGGGAUCAAUAAAAGUAACAGCUGUGAGACCGUAGCAGUCAAAAUGCUGAAAGAGGGAGCUACUGCAAGCGAGCACAAGGCACUGAUGUCAGAGCUGAAGAUCCUCAUUCACAUCGGGAAUCACCUCAACGUGGUGAAUUUGCUGGGUGCCUGCACCAAACCCAAUGGUCCACUCAUGGUUAUUGUUGAGUUCUGCAAGUAUGGAAACCUCUCCAACUACCUGCGGACCAAGCGGGAAGGAUUCAGUCCUUACAGGGAGAAGUCUCCCAGGCUGCGUAUUCAGGUCCAGUCCAUCGUGGAGGCAGUGAGAGCAGACAGGAGGAGUCGGUCUGGGACUAGCGACAGCGCUAUCUUCAACCGCUUUCUGCUGCACAAGAGCCCGACAGCGCAGCCGAUCCAGGAAGUGGAUGACUUGUGGCAAAGUCCCUUGACAAUGGAAGACCUGAUCUGCUACAGCUUCCAGGUGGCACGUGGCAUGGAGUUCCUGGCAUCCCGAAAGUGCAUCCACAGAGACCUGGCAGCUCGCAAUAUCCUGCUGUCAGAGAACAACGUGGUAAAGAUCUGCGACUUCGGCCUGGCCCGCGACAUCUACAAGGACCCUGACUACGUCAGGAAAGGCAGUGCCCGUCUCCCACUGAAAUGGAUGGCUCCAGAGAGCAUCUUUGACAAGGUCUACACCACCCAGAGUGAUGUCUGGUCCUUUGGGGUCCUUCUCUGGGAAAUUUUCUCGCUAGGGGCAUCUCCAUACCCUGGAGUCCAGAUCAACGAGGAGUUCUGCCAGAGGCUCAAAGAUGGUACCAGGAUGAGAGCCCCAGAGUAUGCCACAGCAGAAAUAUACCGUAUAAUGCUGAGCUGCUGGCAUGGUGAUCCCAAGGAGAGACCAACAUUCUCUGACCUGGUGGAGAUACUGGGGAACCUUCUUCAGGAAAACGUCCAGCAGGAAGGGAAAGAUUACAUCCCGCUGAACGACUCUCACAGCUCAGAAGAUGAUGGUUUCUCCCAGGUGCCUUCCUCUGCCCAGCAAAACUCAGAUGAAGAGGACUUUGACAUGAGGAUACGCUGCCACAGCCUAGCAGCAAGAUACUACAACUGUGUCUCGUUCCCUGGUUGUUUGACGGGAGGAAAUCAGAUCAGGUGUCCAUCCAGGAUAAAGACAUUUGAAGAGUUUCCCAUGACACAUACAAUGUACAAGGCACACCCGGACAAUCAGACAGACAGUGGGAUGGUUCUGGCAUCUGAGGAAUUUGAGAGGAUAGAAAACCGACACAGAAAAGAAGGUGGAUUCAGCAGUAAAGGGCCGAGCCGAACUGCGGAGCUGCCGGGGGAACAGUCGGACCUGCGGGGCAGAUGUCGUCCGUCGUAUGGGUCCCAAGUCGGAGGCCAGACUUUUUACAACAGUGAAUACGGGGAGCUGUCAGAACACUCUGAGGACGGCAGCUGCACCCCGCCUGGAGAGGGGGCCAGUCCCCCCACUCUCCAUGCUUCCUUCUUCUCCGAGCAGUACUAACGGCAUCAGGCCCUGGAGGCACCUGCCGAGGCAUCCCCUCUCACCCUCCAGGCACGUCACCAGAGUCACUCAGAACUUCUACUUCAGCCUAUGCCCAACCCCAGCAGGGAACCUACCCCGAAUGGAUGGGGAACCGCAGCGCGAUGGCUCACACAGCACCACCAGCUGUAGCUUCCCCAUGCCGGGACUGGAGAGAGCACCUUGCUGAUUCCUUGUGUUUCUUUUCUUCCUGUGGCUCAGACAGAUGCAUUCUGCCAGCGAGUGGGUGCCUGUGUUCAGCACUACAGCACCUUCUGCCUAGCAUCCAGCCUCCGCUCAGAUCAGCUUCCCAUUCAGAAAGCCCAUUUCAGGUCAGAUAUAAAUAGAUCCGUCUUAGUCUCAAGUUUCUUCCUGGUGUGCAGCCUGAAUGUUUU
Nestor notabilis (Kea) is the source of this 4498-nucleotide messenger RNA. It is a transcript of the gene FLT4, whose product is annotated as fms-related tyrosine kinase 4. Lineage: Eukaryota; Metazoa; Chordata; Aves; Psittaciformes; Psittacidae. Gene Ontology annotation, cellular component: signaling receptor complex. Gene Ontology annotation, molecular function: ATP binding; transmembrane receptor protein tyrosine kinase activity. The record is from RefSeq and is a predicted model, not a curated record. Gene Ontology annotation, biological process: multicellular organism development; positive regulation of kinase activity; cell surface receptor protein tyrosine kinase signaling pathway.